Messenger RNA from Sander lucioperca (pikeperch), 2340 nucleotides. RefSeq names its product cyclic AMP-responsive element-binding protein 3-like protein 3-A. The record is from RefSeq and is a predicted model, not a curated record. Bases 276 to 1409 code for a protein of 377 amino acids. Gene Ontology annotation, biological process: regulation of transcription by RNA polymerase II. The transcript is spliced from 10 exons. NCBI's taxonomy places the organism in Eukaryota, Metazoa, Chordata, Actinopteri, Perciformes, Percidae. Gene Ontology annotation, molecular function: RNA polymerase II cis-regulatory region sequence-specific DNA binding; DNA-binding transcription factor activity, RNA polymerase II-specific. Gene Ontology annotation, cellular component: nucleus.
AGUUAGGCUAUCUGAGAUUUUCUUACUAGAUAGGCCUAAUAGAAAAGUGAAAUUGGAUUUGAAAUAUCAAAACAGUACAUUUAGGAUCUGAUUCAUACAGCUGAAAGAAAGUGUCAAUCUUUCCAAGUUUGUUUUAGCAUUAUUUAUUCAUCCACUUUCUAGAUUUAGGACAAACCUGCUGACAACAGUGACUCGGCAAUGAUCUUCAUCACUGGGAACCAGACAAACUACAAGAAAGAAGUUGUAUCUUGGCCAAGCAACUGGUUCAUGGUGGGAUGGACCUCAUUGACCUCCUGCUCAGGAACACAGAUGAAACCACCGGUUGCCAUAGCAACCAAUCAUGGACUAUCACAAUUCAUGAAACCCUGAGCACUGAGGGAAGUGCUGCUGAUGACUUCCUGGACUCCCUGCUGGGUGGGAGCGUCUCCUCCUCGGCUCCAGCGUCCCCCCUGUGGUCCCCCUGCACCACUGACAGUGGCAUCAAUGAGGACACCCCGACAGAUCCCAAAGACAGCUAUCACCCGCCCUUCUGCACAGCCUUUCCAGCCUUUAAUACGCAGUGUUUCCCUCAGCCUCCAGCUCCGGAGAACAAGCCACCACCAAAUGAAAAGAUGUCUGACGUUUCCAUUGAUCUAGGCUGGGAGUCCGAUGAGCAGUUGGGCAUUGCACACUACCUCACUAGGAACCAAACCUCCCCUCUGUCGUCCAGUCAGGCUCUCACGGUGAAGGACCUGCUGCUUUCCAGUCCGGGACAGACAGCGCAGCGAUUCCCCCAGCAUUCCCUGCAAGAGCUUGUUCUUAAUGAGGAUGAGAAGAAGCUUCUGGCUAAAGAAGGGGUGAACUUACCCAGCAAACUGCCCCUGUCCAAGUUUGAAGAGAGGGUUUUGAAGAAGAUCCAGCGGAAAAUCCGCAACAAGCGCUCAGCUCAAGAAAGUCGGAAGAAGAAGAGGGAAUAUGUUCAAAAUCUGGAGGGAAGGGUGUCUGCAUGCCGUGCUCACAACCUCAAGCUGCAGGGAAGGGUCCAGCAGUUGGAGGAGACCAACAAUGAUCUGCUGGAGCAGCUAAGCCGGCUACAGGCUCUCCUUCCUAACCCAACACAGAGAGGGACCUGCAUCCUGGUUUUGCUCCUCUCCUUCUCCCUGCUCAUAUCCUCAAAUCUUCAGCCAGACCCCUACAGCCAACCCAGCCAGGAAGAGUACACACAGACCAAAGUGCCGUCCCGCACCCUGCAGUCGACGGACGAAGGGCGAGACGUCGCUCCUCUUCCUCUCUCCUCCGUCUCCAGGGGCUUUGAGGCCCUGUGCAGGCUGAUGGGCGGAUCUCCCUGCGGUAGAUUUCCAAUCCUCUCACCACCACAAGCACCGGGACAAUCACUGAUCUCCUCGGGACCCCCAGGAGGAAAGACCUAGCAAAAGAAAAGCAGACUUGCUUGCAGGCGCAGCAUCUAAAUGAGCAGUUUGAUUGCUUUUCAGCAUCUGUUUCUCACUGCAGAGACUGAGUGAGGUGUUAUGUUGUGUUUGCCAUCAGCUCCAACACACAAUCCGCUAUAGUUAAAAGAUUUAACUGCAAUUUACUCACUUAGAUGGAGGUCGGUGAGGAGGUCAUCCAAACAGUCGUCAUUUUUUCGUUUGCUUUGGAAAACGGAGCCUCAGGGACCUGGUGGAGCAUGUAUUAUACAUAUACUACUGCAAGAUGUAGACAUGUAGGAUCUGUUAAACAACACAAAUGUAUAUUCACUGCUGUAUUUUAUUAUUUACUUUUAAUGUAUAUGUUGAAAAGUUUCUCCAAAAUGAUUUGCAUUUUUUGUAACAGUUCAGUGCAAUGCAGGCAAAGCACGAGAUAAUUAAAAUGUGUACUCCAGUGAGUUUUGGAAUGUUUUUUAGAGUAAUGCCAUGUAAUAAUGAGGCAACGUGUGAAAAACUAAAAUGAUUUGGCCACAAAGAAUAAAUUACUUCGAGCAAAAGCUGCUGGAUGACUUAUCACUUCAAAACAAACGUCAUAAUAAGCUCCGUUUAAUGCCAGCUGUCAAUAUGGGAAAGUGGGCUUGGGUUUAAAAGAAAUAGUGGAUAUCAUAUCUCUAUUUUAGAGCAACAGACUUAGUUGUUAUUAUAUUUGUGGAGAUACAAUUAUUGGCUGGACAUGUCUCUAUGUAAAGUGCCUUUCUCUAUUGGGGUCAAAAACAUGUUGCAAAACCUGCUGUUAUUUAAUGCAAUUAAGGGAUAAUGACUGACUGCCAUCUGUUACAUGAGGUCCAUCCAUUAAAAGCACUUCAGUGGUUAUUCUUGUCUCUGGUUCGCAGGUGCAGCACCUGACAUAAUGUUCUGUCUCACAUUCUGUCCA